AUGGAGGCCAGGACAUUGACGAGACCAGCCGCCACGCUGGCAUCCCUCCUCCGCCAACAAGCAACCACCACCACUACCACCGUCCCCCGACGAGGCCACAAGACCUUCUCCCGUACAAAGCGCGCCCUCAACAUCCCUCCCCACCCCGACUUCCUCCCCUCGACCCCAGCCGCCGGCGACACAAUCAUCUACAACCCGCCCUCCGCCGCCCCUUCCGUCUACCACACCCCCUUCAAGUUCCUCCCGGCCUCCGACCCCCGCCGCCGCGCAAACCUCUCCGCCCUCUUCGCAUCCUCCUCCUCACAAGCAACAUCCUCAUCAAAAUCAACAACACCCCUUCCCCCGGCCCUCAACGUCCCCUCCCGCGGCGCCAACCCGCGCUACCACCUCUCCAAGGACGACGUCGCCGAGAUCCGCAAGCUCCGCGCCCACGACCCGGAUUUCUGGUCCGUCUCGGCCCUCGCGCGCAAGUUCGACUGCUCCGAGACCUUCAUCACCAUCUGCACGCCCGCCCCGCGGGAGCACACGCAAAAGCUCGCGCAGAAGCUCGAGGCCGUCAAGGGUCGUUGGGGUGGUAUCCGCACAAAGGCCCGCGAAGACCGCUCGCGCAGAAAGGAGAUGCUCUUCCGGGGUGAGCUGUAA
Colletotrichum fioriniae is the source of this 642-nucleotide messenger RNA. The record is from RefSeq and is a predicted model, not a curated record. Lineage: Eukaryota; Fungi; Ascomycota; Sordariomycetes; Glomerellales; Glomerellaceae.